GCUCAAAUCAUCAUUUUAUAUAUUUGAAAUACUUUUACGAAUUCUAUAAUAAAUAUUAAACACUGAUGGGUUUAUUCGGUGGUGGUGGCAAUAAAUACGGAAUAUUCUAUACAAUUGUUCGUGUUGUAUUAGGCAUAUUGAUUGGUGUUAUAUUGAUUAUGGUCACAUUAUCGGUCAUCAAUCAUGGUCUUGGUUCAUAUAGUCUAUCCGGUUAUGUGUGGUUGGCCAUUUCAUUUGUUUCGCUUAUAAUUGGUUUACUUGGUACAUGGCGUGAACAUUUUUUUGCCGUAUUCCUAUUAUGUGUCGGUUCGAUUACAUUGGUUUGUCUUUCAUAUUAUGAACGUAUUAAUAUGGGUAUAUGGUCAGGCAAUUUUGCAACUGGUCAAGGUAUGAUAAUGGCUAUGAUUGCAUUGUCGGCCCUGUAUUCAUUUAUGCUUUACAAUACUGGCCAUCAAGAAAUGGGUUUACCAGAAUUUUGAUUCAAAUAUUGAGAAAAAAAAAUUUUUUUUCGCU
Messenger RNA from Dermatophagoides farinae (American house dust mite), 513 nucleotides. RefSeq lists its product as uncharacterized. Lineage: Eukaryota; Metazoa; Arthropoda; Arachnida; Sarcoptiformes; Pyroglyphidae. The record is from RefSeq and is a predicted model, not a curated record.